Messenger RNA from Podospora anserina S mat+, 600 nucleotides. RefSeq lists its product as uncharacterized. Lineage: Eukaryota; Fungi; Ascomycota; Sordariomycetes; Sordariales; Podosporaceae. The record is from RefSeq and is a predicted model, not a curated record. The transcript has 3 exons. Bases 1 to 600 code for a protein of 199 amino acids.
AUGGCCUCCAAAGCGGUAGCAAAGGCUGCGGCCGGCACUGUCCAAAAGAUCAGCACCAAAUACACCGUCCAGUCCACCGGCCUCUGGGAGAAGCUCCGCGCCUCCCUCUCCCUCGACGCCAACCGCUCCAACGGCGUCCCCCUCAACCCCUACAACCGCUUCCCCGCCCCCGGCCAGAACGAUCCCCUCAAGUACGACGACCCCGUCACCCUCCCGGCCGGCGACCUCGCCGACAACCCGUACUGGAAGCGCGACGCCCGCCGCAACUACCCCCGUCUUUCUGUCGUCUCCCAGGCCGAGCAGGUUGCUCUCCUGACCGUCGGCUCCGCUGCCGCCCCCCGUGUCGAGCUCAUUGGCGAGGAGGGAUCCAAGGCUCUGGUUGCCGCCCAGGAGCAGGGCAAGCAGGCUGGCCUGGCCAACUAUAUCGAGUCUGCCGGUGUCGAGGCUGCGAAGAGGGUGCUGGAGGCCACUGGUGGCCUGCCACCUCUGCCGAGCGGGACGACGAUGAGCAAUGCCGAGGGGAAGUGGGAUGUGCACAAGUACAAGCUGGAGGAGGAGCAGAGCUAUGGGGAGGACUACCCCUGCAGAACCUUUGCCUAA